Molecule: messenger RNA, 2018 nt
Organism: Aspergillus caelatus
Lineage: Eukaryota; Fungi; Ascomycota; Eurotiomycetes; Eurotiales; Aspergillaceae
Product: putative GABA permease
Exons: 8
Coding region: 246-1847 (533 amino acids)
Biological process (GO): transmembrane transport
Cellular component (GO): membrane
Molecular function (GO): transmembrane transporter activity
Source: RefSeq, a predicted model, not a curated record
AGACUAAGUAUUUCCAUUUGUCUUGCAGCUCACUUUUAAGUAAUGACCGAGUAACUUGCAUAAAAGACAGGGAUUGCGGUUAAACAUUCCACAUUCCUUCCUAAACAUGGCCAGAUACCCGCACUUUCGUUUCUUUUUCUUAAAUGUUGGGUGUCUGGGUUUCUUGCUAUCUAUAACGGCUGUUUUGACAGAUUUACCCCCCAAGGCUCCUCCGUUACAUUCUUUCCAGAGCCAUUUGCUUCACCAUGGCCUCCCAUGAGCUCAAGCAAAUGGCGCCUGCCACUUCGCACGAGGUAGAGGGUCGCCUCUCAAGUAAAGAGACAGAUGAUGUCAAUUUGAUCCGCUUGGGCAAACGCCCUGUCUUGAAGCGAAAUUUCGGCUUAAUGUCAAUGCUGGGUUUCAGCUGCACGAUUCUCAUCACGUGGGAAGGCAUUGUCGUACUAUUCUUGCAGGCAUUUCAAAAUGGAGGCCCAGCAGGAGCCGUGUAUGGCUUCAUCUUCGUUUGGGCCGGUGUUGCAGCGACCUUUGUGGUUUUAUCAGAGCUGGCAUCAAUGGCACCAACAUCCGGCGGUCAGUAUCAUUGGUGCUCUAUGCUGGCACCUCCGUCUGCAAUGAAGCUCUUCAGCUACCUAACAGGCUGGCUCACGGUCAUCGGAUGGCAAGCAACGUUUGCAACUUCGUGCUUUCUUUCUGGAACGCUCAUCCAAGGCCUUAUCGUCCUCACAAACUCCAGUUAUGAGCCCAAGAACUGGCAUGGGACUCUCCUUUUUUGGGCCGUUGCUGUUUUCUCCGUGGGUAUUAACAGCGUGGGAGGGAAUCUGCUGCCCCGUUUCGAGGGCCUCAUCCUCAUCCUCCACAUUCUCGGUUUCUUCGCCAUUCUUAUCCCCCUAACAUACAUGGCGGAUCACUCAAGUGCGCAGGAGGUGUUCACCCACUUCCUGAACCUGGGCGAAUGGCCCACGCAGGGCUUGUCAUUCUUCAUCGGUCUAGUCGGUUGUGUAUUUGCAUUCGCAGGUGGUGACGCUGCUGUUCAUAUGUCUGAAGAAAUCACAAACGCGCCCGUUGCUGUCCCACGUUCUAUCAUGCUUAGUGUUCUCAUCAACGGAACAUUAGGUUUCAGUAUGCUGAUCGCCAUGUUGUUCUGCCUGGGAGAUAUCGACGCAGCCCUAGAGUCUCCAACUGGUUACCCUUUCAUGGCGAUUUUCCUCCAAGCGACGCACUCUGUGGCUGGCACAGCAACCAUGGGCUCUAUUAUCACGACCAUGGGAAUAUGCACAUCGGUGGGCAUGUUGGCUUCAACAUCGCGGCAAUUCUGGUCUUUCGCGAGAGACCGCGGAAUCCCCGGCUGGCGCUUAUGGAGCAGGGUGACCCCCGAAUCCGCCAUCCCAAUCUACUCCGUCGGCCUCACAACAAUAGUAGCCUGCCUACUAGCUCUGAUCAACAUCGGAUCCUCAGUCGCCUUCAAUGACCUCGUCUCCAUGUCUAUCUCCGGCCUUUACCUCUCCUACAUGGUCGUCGCCAGCCUCCUCCUCUAUAGACGCUGCACAGGCGGCAUCGGCAGCUCCAAAAGCAGCGACGACGCCAUCGUCAACACGGCCGGCGCAAAGCUCGUCUGGGGCCCCUUCCAUCUACCCGGUAUCUGGGGUAUCCUGGUCAAUAUCUUUGCGCUUAUAUAUAUGACGAUCGCAGUCUUCUUUAGUUUCUGGCCGCCGCAGCAUACGGUUACGGUUGAUACGAUGAAUUUUAGUGUGGUUGGCACUGUGGGGGUUAUCAUCUUAAGUCUUGUGUAUUAUGUCCUAAGGGCGAGGAAUGUUUAUGAGGGACCUAUUGUCGAGAUGCAUCUUUGAUUCUUGUUAAGUGUGGAUUUGUACUAUACUAUAUAUGUGGGUUUGAGAUGAUAUAGUUAGUCCCUUUUUACUUGGGGAACUAAUUUGUGACGUGACUUAUAUUCUUUUUUGUAAGCAUGAUGGUUUCUUCUCUACUAUUGUUAGAUUUUAUGACUCUGAAGAGGACGAGGC